Leguminivora glycinivorella is the source of this 1509-nucleotide messenger RNA. It is a transcript of the gene Gas8, whose product is annotated as dynein regulatory complex subunit 4. The transcript is spliced from 7 exons. Gene Ontology annotation, cellular component: motile cilium; microtubule; Golgi apparatus. Lineage: Eukaryota; Metazoa; Arthropoda; Insecta; Lepidoptera; Tortricidae. Gene Ontology annotation, molecular function: small GTPase binding; microtubule binding. Bases 37 to 1413 code for a protein of 458 amino acids. The record is from RefSeq and is a predicted model, not a curated record. Gene Ontology annotation, biological process: cell motility.
AAUUGCUAAUAUUGCUUGUGGCAUUACUAGUUCAAAAUGCCACCUAAAGGAGGAAAACCCAAAAAGGCACCAGUCAUCAUCAUCGAUGGCGUGGACACGUCCGAGAUGACUCGAGAAAAACUCGAACAAUUCAUUCUUAGAGUAAAGGAUGAAUUGGAUAAAGAGAGAGAAGAAAGAAACCUCUUCCAAUUGGAAAGAGAUAAAAUUCGUACAUUCUGGGAAAUCACAAGGCAGCAACUAGAUGAGGCAAAAGCUGAAUUGAGAAAUAGAGAAAGAGUAACAGAAGAGACGCAAGAAGAGAAUGAGGCACUCUUAGAAACAGAGAAACAGAAAAUAAAACAUUUGAAAUAUGAACAACAAGCCGCCGCAGCUGCAUUAAGAGCUGAAAAUUUGGUGGCUCUUAAAGCUGCCAAAGAAGAGCAUGGCGAACAAGAGAUGGAACUCCUAAAUGACAAAAGAGCCUUACGAAAGGAAAUAAAAGAAAAACAAUUAGCCGCCCAAGAUGAGUUGCGAAGAGCUAAAUUGAUGCAUGCUGAAGAGCUCUCUAAAGCAAGAGCAUAUUUUGAAGAAAAAGCGCGUCAGAUUGAGGAUAAAGCGGAUAAAAAGCUUCAAGAAACUAAAAUGGAGUUAACGAUUAAACAUAGAACAGAGAUAGCGGAAGUAGAAGAAAGAAAAAAUAAGCAAUUGUCAGAAUUAAUUGCUCAUCACGAGAGAGCGUUUUCGGAUCUGAAAAAUUACUAUAACGACAUCACAUUGAAUAAUUUAGGUUUGAUAAGCAGUUUGAAGCAGCAAAUGGAGGAUAUGCAGAAGGUAAAAGAGCGGGCAGAGAAGAUUUCACGCGACUCCGUGGCCGAAGCCAAAGGCCUUAGGGAGCCUCUGGAAGCCGCCAUUAUUGAUAAUAAGGAGCUCAAGCGGCAGAUGUCUAAUUACGAUAGGGACAAGGCGGCUCUUGCUGCCAAAACAAAGCAGCUAGCAAUUCUCGAGAAGCAAUACGAAGUCCUGAAAUGGGAGUACGAGGUGAUCCAAGUGCGUUUCGACCGCGUGCUCGCGGAGCGCGACGAGCUCAAGGCGAGGUUCUCCAGAGCCGUCCUGGAGGUGCAACAGAAGGCGUCCAUGAAGACUGCUCUGCUGGAAUCUAAGCUGAAGGAUAUGUAUGGACGGGACAAAGCGCCGCAGGAGUUGCAUGAACUUCUGAAAUUUAAAGACACACAAGUUGAAGACCUUCGCUACGAAGCAGCGCGUUUACGGAAAGCUCACGAUGACCUUCUGGCAGCGUAUGAAGCUAAAUUGGCCAAACUUGGAGUACCAGCUGAAGAACUCGGUUUCAAACCGCUAAAAGCUGUGGCUGUGGCAGGAUUAUCUCCAGUAAUAGGACAAGGACCUGCCGGCUUGGUCACCAAAGAUCAAAUUUAAUAGGUACAGUUUCGUGACAUUUUUGACAUAUACUUACCUACCUACUUGACUUUCACGGAUGGAUAUUUAGGUACAUAAUACAGACCGAGUGUUUUU